UUUCUUGCAUUUCCUUUUCCUUGGGAUGGUUUUCGUUGCUGCCUCCUGUAUAAUGUUACGAGCCUCCAUCCAUAGUUCUUCAGGCACUCUGUCCACCAAAUCUAAAUCCUUAAACCUGUUCCUCACUUCCACUGUGUAUUCAUAAGGGAUUUGAUUCAGAUUGUAUCUUACUGGCCCAGUGGUUUUUCCUACUUUCUUCAGUUUAAGCUGGAAUUUUGCUAUAAGAAGCUGAUGAUCUGAGUUACAGUCAGCUCCAGGUCUUGUUUUUGCUGACUGUAUAGAGCUUCUCCAUCUUUGGCUGCAGAGAAUAUAAUCAAUCUGAUUUCGAUGCUGCCCUUUUGGUGAUAUCCAUGUGUAGAGUCGUCUCUUGUGUUGUUGGAAGAGAGUGUUUGUGAUGACCAGCUUGUUCUCUUGACAGAACUCUAUUAACCUUUGCCCUGCUUCAUUUUGAACUCCAAGGCCAAACUUGCCAGUUGUUCCUUUUAUCUCUUGAUUCCCUACUUUAGCAUUCCAAUCCCCUGUAAUGAGAAGAACAUCCUUCUUUGGUGUCAUUUCUAGAAGGUGUUGUAGGUCUUCAUAGAAUUGGUCAAUUUCACUUUCUUCAGCACUGGUAGUUGGUGCAUAAACUUGGAUUACUGUGAUGUUAAAAGGUCUGCCUUGGAUUCGUAUCGAGAUCAUUCUGUCAUUUUUGAGAUUGCAUCCCAUUACAGCUUUUGCCACUCUUUUGUUGACUAUGAGGGCCACUCCAUUUCUUCUACGGGAUUCAUGCCCACAGUAGUAGAUAUGAUAGUCACCCGAACUGAAUUCGCCCAUUCCCUUCCAUUUUAGUUCACUGAUGUCGAUAUUUAUUCUUGUCAUCUCAUUUUUGACCACAUCCAGCUUACCUCCAUUCAUGGUUCUUACAUUCCAGGUUCCUAUGCAAUAUUUUUCUUUACAGCAUCGGACUUUCCUUUCGCUUCCAAGCAUAUCCGCAACUGAGCGUCCUUUCGGCUUUGGCCCAGCCGCUUCAUCAGCUCUGAAUCUACUUGUACUUGUCCUCCGUUCUUCCUCAGUAGCAUGUUGAACGCCUUCCGACCUGAGGGGCUCAUCUUCCAGCGUCAUAACUUUUAUAUGCCUGUUGUCUUUGUCCAUGGAGUUUUCUUGGCAGGGAUACUGGAGUGGCUUGCCAGUUCCUUCUCCAGGUGGAUCAUGUUUACUCAAAACUCUCCACUAUGACCUGUCCAUCUUGGGUGGCCCUGCAUGGCAUAGCUCAUAGCUUCUCUGAGUUAUUCAAGCCCCUUCGCCACGACAAGGCAUUGAUCCAUGAAGGAUCACUUUUUAUCAUAUGUGGUGGGAAUGUAAAAAAGUAAAAAGCUUCUGAGAAAUGAUAUAUAAUGAGUUGAAAAAGAUGUUGAAAUAUACAUUAAUAAAAAAACUCAGAAACAUUUUUACUUGGUAUUGUUGGUGAGGAUAUUAAUAGACAAGAUAAGAAAUUGUUUUUAUACAGUAUGUGACAACGGCAGCUAGAAUAUUAUUGGCACAGAAAUGGAAACAAGAAGAAUUACUGAUGAAAGAGGAAUGUCAAACAAAAUUAAUGGACUAUGCAGAAUUGGAUAAGAUGACAGGAAGAAUUCAGAACCGGCGGGAUCAGAAGUUCUUAGAAGACUGAGUAAAUAUGUGAUAUCAUCACAAUUAUACACACACAAAAAGGAAUAUGUAUAAAUCCUGGGAGUGUUUGCAUUUUGUGUUGGAGUUGGAUGAUUGCUGAGAGUUCCGACUCUGGGUGAGUGUGAGCUGAGGAUCACAGUAAUGAAAAAGAAAAAGAAAAACCCAAUCUACCCACUAUUUUAAUAUAUUCAAAGCUGGCACCCAUCUAUCUAGGUGGGUCUCAAGGGAGACAAUGGAGGAGUGAGCCUGCUGUGGCUGUAGAGACCAAUACAGGAGAGACAUGUUUUGUGUCAUCUAGUCCAACCCCUUGCAUGGAAUCAUAACCAACCGGAUGUAUGGCAGUCCUACCCAAGGGUAACAUUUGUCCUCUUUUGGGGAGGGGGGUGUCCCUCUCUGGGUGGUGAUGUGUAUUACUUCACUUAUUUUAAAAUGUGGCAAAUGUUCCUGGGCCCUCCUGCUCCUUCUGCCAAGUGGGGCCCUGGACUGAAGGUUCAUCCACCCUCCUGCUUGUUCCGUGCAUAAAAAAGGUUUUCCGUUUCUCCUGUGCUUUCUAGGCAUGGGUCAAAGCAGUUCUUUUUUUUUGCCCCACUGCUUUCCCUGGGAAAACCCACUGAAUUAGGAACAAAUAUCAACCCUCAGAAAAAAACCAAUGGAUCUUUCCCCCGAUUCAGCUGCAAACAGCAAGAAGAAGUGUAGGUGACCCCCAAGUGGGUCCGUGGGGCAGAGUCUGCCCUAAAGUACUUCCCUGAUGGCACUACGGAGAGGAGGAGGAGUCAAGGAUCCAAAGCGGAAAGUAAAUAGAAUUCUUUUUCUGCAUCCUAACAAAGCGGGUGUGGUGGAACAUUCUGACAAAGUUCAAAGCUAUUACUUAUUAACCAAUGUCAAAUUUAUGAUAGCUGAUAAAAAGACCUGUUCAGAAAAAAAUAUGAAUUUGUUUUAUACAGUUAUAAAUACAUGCCAAAUGCCUGUUUUUUUUCUUUUCAUUAUUGAAAAAGAGCAGUUUAUGUUUGGAGUAAGAUGAGGUGGUGAGCAAAUGGUUGUUCUGUUAGGAGGAGAGAAGAUGGAGAGUGAGAGGAAAGCUGAGCACACCCAGCAGAAGAAAAGUACAGUUGCUGGUUAUCACACCCUUUGCCUCUCCAUAAAAAUGGGCAAGGAGACAGGAGCAGGAACAGCUGGGAAUAAGGAAAGGUAACCCCAGAAGAACGUCUCCUUGAUCGACCACACCAUCUCCCUGCCCACAAGAGAAGCUAGUCUGGGGGUGAGUAUCUGACAACCAAACCCCAUUGUACUGGUAUGGUCCCAGGCUGUCCUUUGCUCCAGCAGGUCUAUUUUCAUUCAGUUCCCAAUGUGUAUAGAGGAGCUUUUUAACUGUUCCUCUUCCUUGCCUUCCCCCACUAUUCAGCUAAAAGUCAAGCACCUGUGGAAAUGCUGUUAGCUCUGGGAGAGGAUCUCCCAUGGAUGUCAAUGGAGGUCUUGACUUGGCACCCAAAGGAGGACUUGGAGCCCAGCAAUGGCUUAUGUCCUUGUCUGUCACCUCAGUGCCCUUCCUGGGCCACUUUUCAUGCAGUGUCAGGAAAGUGGACCUGCAGAUGAAUGUGAGAUUGUGUCCCACUGAAUGAUUAUUUAAUGGAGCUCCAUUAUUCUUCCUCCUGGACAGGGAAUACAUGAAGCAGGCAAACGUUUCUGAAAAGGUGACCUGUUUUCCUUUAAAUUGGCAAUUUUAAGGAUGAAGAUUUGUGGCGAUAAGUUAAAUUAUUCAGCGGAGCUCUUUUUUAUAUGACAGACUGCCUUGUUUUAAUAGCUAUUUGAACAGUUCAAUAUAUUUCAGCAUUUAUUUAUGUAUUUUGCUUUGUAACGGCUUUGGCUACAGAUUUUUUAUUUAUUUCAUAAAAUACUGCCUAAUUGUGGAAGAACCCAAAGCAGUUUACAAAAAAGAUAAAAACAAUUCAAUUAUCUCUAAAAAAAUUAUAAUUAUAAUUUAAAACAUACAAACCAUUUAAACCACAGUAGAAUAGACUAAAACAAAUGAAAACUCAUUGAAACUUUCUAAUCAUCUGGGUUGUCUUGUCUAAAUAAGAAUGUUGUUAGCAGGUGCUGAAAUGAAGAUGUUGAAGGUGCCUGCUUGAUAGCAAUAGGAAGAGAGAUCCAAAGUGUUGCUGCCACCAUGCUCAAUGUUUGAGUUCUGACAGAUGCAGUGCAAGUAUUAUGUGGCACCUGUUAAAGUGCCUAUUCCUCUGACUGAAGCAGUCAAGUGGGUACAUAUGGGGUAAAGUGAUCUUGUAGGUAAAUGACAAAUGAGUGUGCAAACUGAUUUUUCAUUUGGGUUUUAUAGUUGAGUUUCAGAGUGGGACUGUUAUACGAAAAAUUGGGGUUGACGAAAAAUUGGGGUUGUCACUCGCUCAGGUGGCCUCAGUGACCCAAAGUGCCUUCCAUCUGUUUCGGCUAGGGGUCCAGCUGCACCGCUACCUGGACAGGGAUAGCCUAAUUAUUUUUGCCUGUGCUCUGGUAACCUCAAGGUUAGAUUACUGCAAUGCGUUAUACUCAGUGCUGCCUCAGAAGACGGUUCGGAAACUUCGGUUAAUGCAGAAUUUGGUGGCCAGGUUGCUCAUUGGAGCAAGACGCUUUGAGCAUAUUACACCGAUCCUGGUCCAACUGCACUGGCUACCAACUAGUUUCUGGGCCCAGUUCAAAGUGGUGGUUUCACCUAUAAAGCCUUAAACAGCACAGGACCGCAAUACCUCAAGGACCACCUCUUUCUGAGGCUCUUCUUCAUGGGUCUCCUCCUCAAAAGGUCAGAAGGGUGGCAACAUGAGAACGGGCCUUUUCUGCAGUGGCCCCCUGUCUGUGGAAUGCUCUCCCCAGGGAAGUUCACCUGGUGCCUUCGUUUUACACCUUUAGGCUACAGGCAAAAAUGUUCCUUUUUAACCAGGUCUUUGUUUGAUUUAAAGAUGUAUGGAGGGGGAUGUUAUUGGGUUGUUGUUUUUGUUUCUGUGUUUAAAGCACUCUUUACAUAAGAACAUAAAAGAGCCCUGCUGGAUCAGAGAGGCCUGCCAAAUCUAGGCUCCUAUUCUCACAAGAUGCCACACUAUAAAUGAUUCAGUUCUUGCAGAUGCAGUGCAGGCAUUAUAUGGUACCUGUAAAAGGGCCAAUUCCAUGGAUCAAACUGGUCAAGUGGGCCCAUAUGGGGUAAGGUGACCUUGUUGGUAAAUAAUGAAGGAGCGUGAAAAAUGCUUUUUGGUUUUGGUUUUAUAGAUGAGUUUCAGGCAGUGGGACCAAUCGUGGAGGUGCCAUUGCAUAAAAAUGUAAAAUGCUGAAUUGGUUUCAUAGGAAGAAUGUGAAAACGCUUAACCCUGAAUAGUUUUUACCUUACAGGCUUUUUUCUUCUUCCCCAGUUGCCAUUCUACAGCCAUUCUACAGCCACCUCUCAUCUCAACUAAGCCACACACUCUUGAUCUGUCAUGGCCUCAGCCCCACCAUCCAUAGAUGUGGACCAGGAAGUCUUGUGCCCCAUCUGCAAAGACUACCUGACAGAACCAGUGACACUGGACUGCGGCCACAACUUCUGCCAGGGCUGCGUCACCAAGUAUUGUGACACAUGGGAACCAAUGCAGGUGGGGGACUUGGAGUGUCCCGUCUGCAGAGUUCGGAUCCAGAAAGGGAAUUUCCGCCGCAAUUUCCAGCUGGCAAACAUAGUUGAAAAAAUUAAACUCCUGGCACUAAAUGAAAGGUUGGAGGAUCUUUGUAAGACACACAAGGAAAAACUCCACCUCUUCUGCAAAAAAGAUGGAGAAUUGGUGUGUUGGUGUUGUAAGCAAUCCCGAGAACAUAAAUGGCACCCUGUGGUUCUCAAGGAAGAGGCUGCCCAGGAAUACAAGACACUCAUCUAUGGUCACCUGGAGCAUCUGAGGAAAGAGAGAGGGAAAAUUCAGGCUUAUAAAGCAACCAUAGGAAAGGAAAGUGUCGACCUGCUUAGAUUAACAGAACCUGAGAGGCAGAAAACAGUGGAGAGGUUCAGACAACUACACCAGUUUCUGGAAGAACGAGAAAAGUUUCUGCUGAAUGAGAUAGAAGAGAUGGAGAAGGAGAUCUCAAGGAGAAGGGAUGAACACCUGGAAAGACUCUCCAAGGAACUCUCCUCUCUCGAAAGGAGCAUCCGGGAGAUGGAGGAGAAGACUCAGCAGCCAGCAAGUGAACUCCUGCAGGAUGUGAGAAGCACCUUGCAGAGGUGUCAACAAAGGGAGAGGUUUAGGAAUCCAUUGGCUUUCACACCAAAGUUGAAGAGGAGGAUCUCAAAAUUCCCCUUUGAAAAUCCCAUUCUGUAUGUUGAUCCCAUUCUGUAUGUUGAGAUGAAGGAAAUCAAAGGUAAUGAGUGGUUGGAAGAAUUUUACACUGGACAAUAUAUUAAUCUGAAAAUUCAACAUGCCAGACUUUUACUGUAUUUUAUUUACUCUUGCCACAAACAGCAAUAGGAGUAG
Molecule: messenger RNA, 6122 nt
Organism: Zootoca vivipara (common lizard)
Lineage: Eukaryota; Metazoa; Chordata; Lepidosauria; Squamata; Lacertidae
Source: RefSeq, a predicted model, not a curated record